This is a messenger RNA of Mandrillus leucophaeus (drill), 2737 nucleotides long. It is a transcript of the gene GCK, whose product is annotated as glucokinase (hexokinase 4). Gene Ontology annotation, cellular component: cytosol; mitochondrion. The transcript has 10 exons. The coding region runs from base 472 to 1869 and encodes 465 amino acids. Gene Ontology annotation, biological process: regulation of insulin secretion; glucose 6-phosphate metabolic process; intracellular glucose homeostasis. Lineage: Eukaryota; Metazoa; Chordata; Mammalia; Primates; Cercopithecidae. Gene Ontology annotation, molecular function: ATP binding; glucokinase activity; mannokinase activity. The record is from RefSeq and is a predicted model, not a curated record.
GGAGCAGGAAAUGCCGAGCGGCGCCUGAGCCCCGGGGAAGCAGGCUGGGGCGUGAGAGACACAGUCACCUGCAGCUUAAUGACUCAAAAGCUGUCCCCAGGCCACAGGAGGGAGAGGACCUUUCCUACUGAGUCUGUCUGAAGGACACUAAGUCCCACAGCUCAACAGAACCUGGAGAGAAAGCGCUAAGGACGCCACCUGAGCGCCAAGCGAUGGCCCUGCCUGGAGAACAUCCAGGCUCAGUGAGGAAGGGUCCAGAAGGGAAUGCUUGCCGACUCGCUGGAGAACAAUGAAAAGGAGGAAACUGUGACUGAACCUCAAACCCCAAACCAGCCUGAGGAGGACCACAUUCUCCCGGGGACCCAGGGCGGGCCGUGACCCCUGCAGGGGAGAAGCCUUGGACAUUUCUGCUUCAGAAGCCUGUUGGGGAAGGCUGAGGGGUCCCAGCUCCCUGCGCUGGCUGCUGUGCAGAUGCUGGACGACAGAGCCAGGAUGGAGGCCGCCAAGAAGGAGAAGGUAGAGCAGAUCCUGGCGGAGUUCCAGCUGCAGGAGGAGGACCUGAAGAAGGUGAUGAGACGGAUGCAGAAGGAGAUGGACCGUGGCCUGAGGUUGGAGACCCAUGAAGAGGCCAGUGUGAAGAUGCUGCCCACCUACGUGCGCUCCACCCCAGAAGGCUCAGAAGUCGGGGACUUCCUCUCCCUGGACCUGGGUGGCACCAACUUCAGGGUGAUGCUAGUGAAGGUGGGAGAAGGUGAGGAGGGGCAGUGGAGCGUGAAGACCAAACACCAGAUGUACUCCAUCCCCGAGGACGCCAUGACCGGCACUGCUGAGAUGCUCUUCGACUACAUCUCCGAGUGCAUCUCCGACUUCCUGGACAAGCAUCAGAUGAAGCACAAGAAGCUGCCCCUGGGCUUCACCUUCUCCUUUCCUGUGAGGCAUGAAGACAUCGAUAAGGGCAUCCUUCUCAACUGGACCAAGGGCUUCAAGGCCUCAGGAGCAGAAGGGAACAAUGUCGUGGGGCUUCUGCGAGACGCCAUCAAACGGAGAGGGGACUUCGAAAUGGAUGUGGUGGCAAUGGUGAAUGACACGGUGGCCACGAUGAUCUCCUGCUACUACGAAGACCAUCAGUGCGAGGUCGGCAUGAUUGUGGGCACAGGCUGCAACGCCUGCUACAUGGAGGAGAUGCAGAAUGUGGAGCUGGUGGAGGGGGACGAGGGCCGCAUGUGCGUCAACACCGAAUGGGGUGCCUUCGGGGACUCGGGCGAGCUGGACGAGUUCCUGCUGGAGUAUGACCGCCUGGUGGACGAGAGCUCUGCAAACCCCGGUCAGCAGCUGUAUGAGAAGCUCAUAGGUGGCAAGUACAUGGGUGAGCUGGUGCGGCUCGUACUGCUCAGGCUCGUGGACGAAAACCUGCUCUUCCACGGGGAGGCCUCCGAGCAGCUGCGCACACGCGGAGCCUUCGAGACACGCUUCGUGUCGCAGGUGGAGAGCGACACGGGCGACCGCAAGCAGAUCUACAACAUCCUGAGCACGCUGGGGCUACGACCCUCGGCCACUGACUGCGACAUCGUGCGCCGCGCCUGCGAGAGCGUGUCUACGCGCGCUGCACACAUGUGCUCGGCGGGGCUGGCGGGCGUCAUCAACCGCAUGCGCGAGAGCCGCAGCGAGGACGUAAUGCGCAUCACUGUGGGCGUGGAUGGCUCCGUGUACAAGCUGCACCCCAGCUUCAAGGAGCGGUUCCACGCUAGCGUGCGCAGGCUGACGCCCAGCUGCGAGAUCACCUUCAUCGAGUCGGAGGAGGGCAGUGGCCGGGGCGCGGCCCUGGUCUCGGCGGUGGCCUGUAAGAAGGCCUGCAUGCUGGGCCAGUGAGAGCAGUGACCGCCAGCACAGGGAGGAUGCCACAGCCCCACAGCACCCAGGCUCCACGGGGAAGUGCUCCCCACACGUGAUCGCAGCCUGGCGGGGCACGAGACCUGGCCUUGUCAGGACCUGGGCUGCCUGCCAUCCCGCUGGGGAACCCAGCGGGCCUCUUCCCUCAGUCAUUCGGUGGGACAGCCCCAGGGCCCUAACUGGGGUGCGGCAGGAGCAGGGACAGAGACUCUGGAAGCCCCCACCUUUCUCACUGGAAUCAACUUCCUAGAAGGGAGUUGCUCACUCAGGACUUUGUUGCAUUUCCACACUGUCAGAGCUGUUGGCCUCGCCUGGGCCCAGGCUCUGGGAAGGGGGCACCCUCUGGAUCCUGCUGUGGCCUCUCUUCCCUGGGAACUCAUCCUGUGUGGGGAGGCAGCUCCAACAGCUUGACCAGACCUACACCUGGGCCAAAAGGGCAGCCAGGGGCUGCUCAUCACCCAGUCCUGGUCAUUUUCUUGCUUGAGGCUCAAGAGGCCCAGGGAGCAAUGGGAGAGGGCUCCGUGGAGGAGGUGUCCCAAGCUGCGAAUACCCCCAGAGACCUUUUCUCUCCUGUACCCCCAUCCCUGAGUGACUUGUGAUUCUGGGAUGGACCCUCACAGCAGGUGCAAGAGACAGAGCCCUCAAGCCCCUGCCCCAAGGGGCCCACAAAGGGGAGAAGGGCCAGCCCUGCAUUUUCAACUCCCGCAGCACUGGCUCAGGAAGAAACCCCAAGCAGCAUUCAGCACACCCCAAGGGACCACCCCAUCAUACGACAUGCCACCCUCUCCAUGCCCAACCUGAGACUGUGUGAGUUUUUUAAUUAAAAAUGUUAAAAGUUUUAAACAUG